UUCUCGGGGCGAGGCGGGAGCGCGGCUGUUCCCGCCCCCGAAGGGAGCGGCGCGGAAGCGGCCUGUGGCGGCGGCGGCCGGCGCGGAGCGCGGCUUUCAGGCAGCUACACGUGCGCCGCGAUGGUGGGGUCCCGGAUGCCGAAGUCGCCGGGCCCCGCCGAGUCGGUCGCCGAGAGGCUGAACGAGGUGCUGAAGCCGGACCGGCAGGAGACGGGCGAGGCCGCGAAGCUGGGCCAGCUGCUCGCUGCCUCGGCCAAGAAGGUGCUGCUGCAAAAGAUCGAGUUCGAGCCCGCCAGCCGCGACCUGGCCGGGCAGCUGGGGCAGCUGCGGGGAAAGUAUCUGCUGCUCAACCCCGAGGCUAAGGACGGCGAUUGCCGCCGUGACGCCGAGGAGCGGCCGGCUGACAAGCAGGGCGGCGGUGGUGACGCCAGGGAACCGGGGGAUGGCAUCCCCGCGCCCCAGAAGGUGCUCUUCCCUGCCGAGAGUCUCUCCAUGAAGUGGAAGCAAAUCUACCGUGUCGGCGCAGGGCUGCACAACCUCGGGAACACUUGUUUCCUCAACUCCACGGUGCAGUGCCUGACCUACACACCACCGCUCGCCAACUACCUGCUCUCCAAGGAGCACAGACGCAGAUGUCAACAAGGAGGCUUCUGCAUGAUAUGUAUUAUGCAGAAUCACGUAAUCCAGGCUUUUGCCAACAGUGGGAAUACAAUAAAGCCAAUGGCCUUCAUCCGAGACCUCAAGAACAUCUCCCAGAACCUGCAGUUCGGCAGGCAGGAGGAUGCACAUGAGUUCCUGCAUUAUGUCAUAGAUGCCAUGCAGAAGGCCUUUCUGAACGACUGUACCAAGUUGGAUCGCCAGACCCAGGCCACCACGCUGAUCCACCAGAUCUUUGGCGGCUGCCUGCGGUCCCGUGUCAUGUGCUUGGCGUGCAAGAGUGCCUCAGACACCUAUGAGCCUUACCUGGACCUGUCUCUGGACAUCAAGGAAGCUCCAAGCGUAGCACGGGCGCUGCAGCUGUUUGUGAUGCCAGAGCUGCUGGGUGGGGAGAACGCCUACAUGUGUGACAAAUGCAAGAAGAAAGUGUCAGCCUGCAAACGCUUCACCAUCCACCAAGCCUCCAACAUCCUCGUAGUCACCCUGAAGCGCUUUGCUGACUUCACUGGAGGCAAAAUCACAAAGGACGUGGGAUACCCCGAGUUCUUGAACAUCCGGCCCUACAUGUCGGAGAACCACGGGCCCCCCGUCACGUACAGGCUGUAUGCAGUGCUGGUGCACUCAGGGUACAGCUGCCACGCAGGACACUACUACUGCUACGUGAAGGCCAGCAACGGGCAGUGGUAUCAAAUGAACGAUAACCUGGUCCGCACCAGCAACAUCAAAGUGGUCCUCAACCAGCAGGCCUACAUGCUGUUCUACCUGAGACUCCAAGAGAAGAGCAAGGAGGUGCCUGUUAGCAAAGCUGCCUCUGCCUCCAGGUGGACCAAGAGGAUUGUGACCUCCUUCCCAGCUUCCCCAUCCACGGGCUUGAAACUAUCUGUGGUGCUAGGGAAGAGGCAGCUGGGGCAGGACAUGGGGGUCCCUGUCGCCCGUGACUCGUUUGGGACAGCGCUGAAGCAGCCAAAGCUGCUGAAUGGAACUGAUCUGCUGCAGAUGUCCAAUAGACCCCUGCCACCCAAAGUGCCCCACACAGCCCCAGUGCAGUGCAGUGACACAGCCCAGAAGGUCAGAAAGCUGCAGCUGCCUCAUGCUCCCGUUGCUGAGGACUCCUGCAAUGCCAGCGAUGCAAGCAGGGCCAAAGAGAAGCUGCCCCAGCAUAGCUCCUGCGAGAGCAGGGGGCCACCUACCUCAUCCAAGCUGCCUCUGGAACCUGGCCAGCAGCCUGGAGGCAGUGGCGAUAAUGCCAGUGCCCUGGAGAAGGACUCCAAUGGCAGCAGUGCUGCCAGCCCAGCCCAGGGCACAGUGUGGAAGCCUUACAAAGAAUCCCAGAAGGCCCAGAGCAGAACCUUCUGCCCCUCUGAGGAAUUGGACUGUGGCUCAGCCCCCGCCACUGGCCCUGGUGCCACACCAGCUGCCCACAAAGACUCCAAGUCUGCAAAACUGAAAUCCUUCCAGCUAGCCAGAAGCACUCUGGAGCCGAGCAGCAACGUGUCCUCACCACCAGCCAAGGAGAUGGCACCCUCUGGAAAAAUGCUGCAGGGCAGCCUCCCACAGAAGGGGAGUGGAAGCGAUGGCCACACACCAGUUCACCCUCAACCUGCGACCACCAUCCAGCUCAAGCCCCCUCCCCAGCCUGACAUAGGCAGGCCGAGAGGGAAGAAGAGGUGCCUAGAAGCCAGCAUUGGUCCCUCCAAAAAGAAGCGUUGCAAGUGGCGUCAAGGAGCCGAGGGCUCCACUCCUGCUGAGGCUACGGGGGAUAACGAUGACACCUCAGAACCCCCCAGGAAGAAAAGGAAGAUCUCCACUCUGGAGAGCCUGGUGUCCCUCAUGGGGAAGGAGGCAGCAGACAAGAGUCCCAGUGAUGGCCAGGGGAAGCCACGGUGUCAGAGCUUGGAGAGCAGGUCCAAACAGCCAGUAUCAGACCCCAGCACUUCCCCAGGUACAGAGUCCAUCAAGAAGAGGAAGAGAAAGAGCAAAACAGAGGACACGGAAGAGCGGUGCUCUGAGGUGCUCCCCGCAGACAGCUGCAAGGCCAGGCUGAAGCCCUGCGGCAUGGAGCAGCUGUGGACAGCAGAGGCUGGAGCUCAGACGAGCGAGAGCUACAAGCAGAGCCACAGCAUGGGCAGCUCAGCCCUGGCACAGCCAGCUGCCCCCAGUGCCUGUGCCACGGAUGGUACCCCAGUAGCAGCCUGUGCCUCAGAUAACAAGACAGGGCAGAAGAGCAGCACCUCUUCCAGCUGGGGGGCCAGUGCAGCACCCGUGAACGGGGAGCAGUCCAGUGUGGUGGGCGAGCUGCUCAGGAACUCCUUGGACAAGGCUUAUGGAAAACAAGUGCUGACCUGGGAGGGCACGGCCUCAGCCGUCAGCCAGGAUGCCAUUCAGGAUGCCAAGUGGGUCCGGAGUGUGACCAUCGUCGAUGAGUGGGACAAGGAGUUUGACAAAGGGAAGGUUAAAAAGGUGAAGAAAAAGAGAGGCUUCAGCUGCUUCCAGCAGCGGCAGAGCUUGUGGUCGGUGUGGCCUGGCCGGGGGCCCAGCCUGGGCCACCGCCUCUGAGGACCCGACCUGCGUCCCUCAGCAAGCGAACAGGGCACAUGUGGGGAAGUGCUGUCCUGGGAGCUGCUGCUGGACUGCUACCCCGUCCUUCCUCCUCCUCACCCGGACGUUCCUGCCUCUCGCCUGCCCUCCCUCAUCACGUUUUUCUCCCGGACUGUUCUUCCCCCGCCGACCCCCGCCCCCCGCCUUCUCUUCACAGCGGUUGUUGUGAGAAUACCGUUCGCCCCGGGGGCCUGCGGCCUCGCGCUGGCGCAGAAGGCAGCAGCGCCCACCCCGCGGGCCGGGGCGCAGCCGCCACUUCGCCGGGCAAUAAAGAACCCGGCGCCUGCCGGGGGGCCGCAA
Molecule: messenger RNA, 3555 nt
Organism: Colius striatus (speckled mousebird)
Lineage: Eukaryota; Metazoa; Chordata; Aves; Coliiformes; Coliidae
Gene: USP36
Product: ubiquitin specific peptidase 36
Exons: 20
Coding region: 121-3213 (1030 amino acids)
Biological process (GO): protein deubiquitination; regulation of apoptotic process
Cellular component (GO): cytosol; nucleus
Molecular function (GO): cysteine-type deubiquitinase activity; cysteine-type endopeptidase activity
Source: RefSeq, a predicted model, not a curated record